AAAUGCGAAUUGAUAAUCAAAGAGGAAACAGAAGAUUCCAUCGAAUGUGACAAGUGCGCCAAAAAGUUCCACUCUCAGUGCACUAAGCUGGAUAAACGUCAAUUCCAACAGUUGUUAGAAAAUGAGAGCGAGAUGUUUGUUUGUCAUUUGUGUAAUGGAGGAGGAGAAAUGGAAAGAGAUUUAAAAGAAAUAAAAACAAAGUUGAUACAACUAGAUCAGCUGAGUGAAAUACAAAAAUCAAUGACAUUUAUGUCGGUACAGUACGAUGAGAUAUUGAAGGGAGUUAUUGAAAAUAAAAAGAAACUAAGUGAAGUUGAGAAGGAGAACUUGAAGUUGCGUAGAGAAGUGAACGAUUUAAAAUUGUCUGUAAAGAUGCUGAAUGAUGGGCGUGUGAAGAACGAUUGUAUUGUGAGCGGCUUAAAAGUAUCAGAUGGAGCCACAGCAGUUGAAUCUGUAUUAACACUUACGAAGAAUGCAGGUGUCGAUGUACAGAGGGAACAUAUUGAAGAUGCUUUUUUUCUGCCUAAUAACAAACCAACCAAUGGGAAGAAAACAGUUGUAGUAAAAUUUUCUAAUAAAUCAGCUAAAGACAAAAUGAUGGCAUCGAAGUCGAAACUGAAAGAUAAUCCCGCGACAAACUCAGUUUUUAUUAAUGACUUUUUAAGUAAGGAGACUCUAAUCCUUUUCAACUACGCUAAAGCUCUUAAGAACAUUGGAUAUCGUAGCGUUUAUGUUCGAGGUGGCAGAGUAAUGUAUAAAAGGAGUGAAAUCUCAAGACCACAAAUAAUAAGAUCUGAGGAAGAUGUAAAAAGAAUUCUUUUGGAGGCCACAACUACAAAAUCAAGUAUUCUUUAGUGAAUAAUGAAGCAGCCAAUGAUGUAGAGGAGUCCAGCGAUGAGGAGAAUCCGCAGUCGUAUAUUUCUUCUUAAUAUGUCAUUUGCUUACCAUUUCUUUUGUUUGAUUAAGUAUAUUUUCUUUUUCUUAUUCUUUAAUGUUAAGCAAUCAGUACUUUCAAGAUUUUUCCAAGUUUAAU
This is a messenger RNA of Rhagoletis zephyria (snowberry fruit fly), 1033 nucleotides long. RefSeq lists its product as uncharacterized. Lineage: Eukaryota; Metazoa; Arthropoda; Insecta; Diptera; Tephritidae. The record is from RefSeq and is a predicted model, not a curated record.